CCAACCAAAACCCGUACACAGAAAUGUUGAGACCUCUCCUCUCCCAAUAGCUGCAAAUGACCUAGAGCGUUGUCCACAAAUAACCAGAGAUUUCCGAGCAUCUGUAUAUGUAUAGCAUGAAGACUGUAAACUUUAGGUGUAGUUCUCAUGCAUGCCGAUAAGCGCAAAGUGUUGGCCUUGCUCAACUUAUAGGUUCGCUCUGUUCCAGGAAACCAGAGAAGCACGUUGAACCUGCACUCGAGAAGUUGGCGAGUCUUGAUCUGCCUGUAGUUCCAUACAUGCCCCAGGCGUUGUAGCUAUACACAAGUAGCUAGAACUCCAUAGGUCCAGGAGAAGACAGAAGGGAGCCGGAUGCUUCAGCUGCCGGGAAGGUGUUGUGAAGGGCGGCUGUUCCUCUGUGCGUGACAGUGCCAUGUAGAGGCAACCUAGGGGGGGAACGGAGAUGCGUUCAGGGACUCGUGGGUAACUGGAGCCCGACUGACCGGGGAGAAACGUUACAUGAAUGUCCAACGGAGGCAGGUUCGAGUUUGACGAUGGUGGCUGCUAUGUGGGCGACUGGGAGGAGGGCCGGGCACACGGCUACGGGGUAUGUACAGGCCCCGGAGCCCAGGGGGAGUACAGCGGGCGUUGGAGCCGUGGCUUUGAGUCGCUGGGCGUCUACACCUGGCCCAGUGGCAACACCUACCAAGGCCACUGGAGUCAAGGCAAGCGCAGCGGACUGGGCGUGGAGCGGAAGAGCAAGUGGGGCUACAAGGGAGAGUGGAGCCACGGGCUAAAAGGGCGCUUGGGCGUCUGGGAGAGCCACUCGGGAGUGAUCUACGAAGGCAUGUGGCGCGAGGGCCUGCAGGAUGGUUACGGCAUGGAGACUUACGCCGACGGAGGUACCUACCAGGGCCAGUGGCAGUCUGGGAAGCGUCACGGAUACGGAGUGCGCCAGAGCGUCCCCUAUCAUCAAGCGGCCCUGGUCCGUUCCCCGCGCCGCACUUCUUUGGAAUCGCUCCACAGUGAAACUGAUCCCAAUGCUCCUCCGCCGCCUCUCCCACCACCUCCUCUUCCUCCUCUGCCGCUCCCAGGGGACAGUCCGGCUUCAGGAUCCAGGGGUGGUUUUGUCUUGGCCUUCCCUGGAGACCCAGACUUCCCUAAGGGAGCCAAGAAGAAAACAGGGGGCUUUUUCCGGCGUUCGCUGCUCCUGAGCGGGCUAAGGGUCCGGAGGGCUGAGUCCAAGGCCUCCUUGGGGAGCAAGCGGGGGUCCCUCAAGAGCGAGGCGGGGGUAAGUUCAGCCGGGAGCGAGGCUACCACGCUCAGCUAUGCCGAGACAGAACCUGAGCUGCCUUCAACCUUGACCAUUGAGGGCUCUUCUACCGAAGUGUAUGCUGGAGAGUGGCGAGCCGACCGGCGCAGCGGCUACGGGGUGAGCCGGCGCUCCAACGGGCUGCGGUAUGAGGGGGAAUGGUUAGGCAACCGCCGGCACGGGUACGGGCGCACCACCUACCCGGAUGGCUCCAAGGAAGAGGGCAAAUACAAGCUCAAUCGUUUGGUGAGCGGCAAGAUGAAGAACUUGAUCCCGCUUCGUCGAAGCAAAGUUAAAGAGAAGGUUGACCGGGCUGUGGAGGUGGCCAGGAGAGCUGUCAGCAUGGCGCGGCAGAAGCAGGAGGUGGCCAUUGCCAGGGCUGCCGAUGCUCGCCUGAAGGCAACUGCUGCGCUCGGUGCAGCUGAGAAGGCCCUGGAAGCUGCCCGUCUGGCCAAAAUUCUGGCUCAAGAACUGCAGCCCAUCCUAACCGAGCCAGAGCCGCGGGCCCGGUUGGAUUCAGAAGGCACCGACACGGACUUCCAGGAGUACGACAGCCCCCAGGUCUACGAGAACGGCAUCACCCCCUCCGACGUGACCCCUGACCCGAGCCUACCACCCAGUUACCCUCCAACCCCUCUGCGGCUCUGGCGGGGGGACCCCCGGCGGACUUGGCCCCCCUUGGAGAACGGGGGCCCUCGCCAGCACCUCCCGGAGGCCUCCGACCCCGAGGACGAGUGGGGCUGCCGCGGCAGCUUCCCGUCUCAAACACCGGGAUUUGCCCCCGAGGGGCUUUGGGAGGGGGAGGAGGAGCAGGAGCAGCUGAGCAGCUACGAGGCGGAAGACGGGGGUUACGCGGGGGGCCCCCGGCACCCUCCGAUGGGCAGCCCGGCCAGCGGCAGCUCUGGCAGCCUCCGAGAAGAGGAGGAGGAAGAGGAGGAGGAGGAAGCUGUGACCGCCAGGCCUUAUCCUGGGGAGACCCCGGAGGAACCAGCACCGGCGGGAGUUCCUGGGGACCCAGAACCAGAGAGUGAAGAACCGCUCGGGGGUGCCGGGGCUUCCACGGUGGACAAAGGAGAGGCCCUAGGAGCUGUGUGGAGAAGGGAGAGACAGGGAGCUAACCCGUUGGUCGUCGCUGCCAUCCUGUUGAUUGACGUGAGUCUGGCGUACCUGUUCUCUCUUCUCCUCACUUGAGACGGGGGGAGGGCAAGGGGGGUCACUUUAGACCCCGUUUCGCUC
Molecule: messenger RNA, 2527 nt
Organism: Heteronotia binoei (common prickly gecko)
Lineage: Eukaryota; Metazoa; Chordata; Lepidosauria; Squamata; Gekkonidae
Gene: JPH4
Product: junctophilin 4
Exons: 5
Coding region: 503-2482 (659 amino acids)
Biological process (GO): regulation of synaptic plasticity
Cellular component (GO): endoplasmic reticulum membrane; plasma membrane; junctional membrane complex
Source: RefSeq, a predicted model, not a curated record